AUGAUGAAGAACCUCAACAUCUCUCUUUGCAUGUUUCUUGUAGCUAUUGUACGCUUAGGGGGUAGCGUACCCUUUGGCUUUUACUAUGGUGAUGCCCUUGACAAGAGCUUGAUGUUCUUUGAAGCACAAAGGUCUGGUAAAUUACCACUUCAACAGCGAGUCAAAUGGCGUGGUGAUUCUGCUCUCCAAGAUGGUUUACUACAAGGAGUAGACCUGGUGGGUGGGUACUAUGAUGCAGGAGAUCAUGUGAAGUUUGGGUUGCCAAUGGCCUACAGUGUCACUAUGCUUGCAUGGGGAGCCAUUGAGUUCAGUAAGGAAAUCACAGAGUCGAACCAAAUGGGACACGCGUUAUGGGCCAUUAAAUGGGGUACUGACUACUUCAUCAAAGCACACACUCAGCCUAAUGUUCUUUGGGGACAGGUGGGUGAUGGAGCUUCUGAUCAUUACUGCUGGGAGCGUGCUGAAGAUAUGACAACUUCAAGACAAGCCUACAAAAUUGAUGAAGCACACCCUGGCUCAGAUCUAGCAGGUGAAACUGCAGCUGCAUUGGCUGCUUCAGCUAUAGCUUUCAGGCCCUACAACUCUUCUUACUCUAAUCUCUUGCUAGUUCAUGCAAAACAGCUCUUCACAUUCGCAGAUGGGUCCAGAGGUCUCUAUGAUGACUCCAUAUCAUGUGCUCAGCAAUUCUAUACUUCUUCCGGUUACUCAGAUGAAUUGUUGUGGGCUGCAACCUGGCUGCACCUAGCAACUGGUGAUGAAUACUACCUGAAGUAUGUAGUGGACAAUGCAGUGUAUAUGGGUGGAACUGGCUGGGCAGUGAAAGAGUUCUCUUGGGAUAACAAAUAUGCUGGUGUGCAGACCCUCAUAUCAAAGGUAUUACUAGAAGGAAAGGCUGGUUCUUACGCUGCUACACUAAAGCAAUACCAAGCCAAGGCAGAUUAUUUUGCCUGUGCCUGCUUGCAGAAGAAUGAUGGUUACAAUGUGCAGAAAACUCCAGGUGGCUUACUAUACGUGCAUGAAUGGAACAACAUGCAGUAUGUUUCUUCUGCCGCAUUUCUUUCAGUUGUUUACUCUAAUUAUCUCUCAGCGGCAAAAGCACAGCUCAACUGUCCAGAGGGACAGAUUCAACCUCAAGAGCUCCUCAAUUUUGCCAAGUCACAGGCUGACUAUAUCCUUGGUCAAAACCCAGCGGAUAUGAGCUACUUGGUUGGAUAUGGAACAAAAUAUCCUCUUCAUGUUCAUCAUAGAGGUGCUUCCAUUGCUUCAAUCUUUGCCCUUCAGUAUGAGGUUGGCUGUAUCCAAGGAUUUGAGGCAUGGUAUAACCGCCCUGAGUCAAAUCCUAAUGUCAUAUAUGGUGGACUCGUGGGUGGUCCCGAUCAAAAUGAUGACUUCUCUGACGACAGAUCGAAUUAUGAACAAACUGAGCCAACACUUUCAGGUGCUGCUCCUCUUGUAGGCAUAUUUGCUAAACUUCAGAGUUUAUAUGGUAAUAGCAUAGGUGAAGGUUCAUACAAUGAUAAAUUAUCAGUGCCACAGCCAAAAAUACCAAGUACAAACCACUUGAAAAUACCAGCAUCUACAACAUCAGAAGGUGCCCCAGUUGAAUUCCUUCACUCAAUUAGUAGCUCUUGGACUGUUGGAGACACAACUUAUUACCGCCACAAGGUGAUAAUCAAGAACACUUCUUCAAAGCGAAUCUCAGAUCUUAAGUUGGUGGUUGAAGAUCUCUCAGGCUCUUUAUGGGGUCUCUCUCCAACAGAAGAAAAGAACACCUAUGAACUUCCCCAAUGGAACAAGGUGUUGAACCCUGGCUCGGAGUGUAUAUUUGUUUAUGUUCAAGGCGGACCCCAGGCUAAAGUCUCCAUUAAAAGCUUUCAUUGA
Messenger RNA from Abrus precatorius (Indian licorice), 1881 nucleotides. RefSeq names its product endoglucanase 5. The transcript has 11 exons. Bases 1 to 1881 code for a protein of 626 amino acids. The record is from RefSeq and is a predicted model, not a curated record. Gene Ontology annotation, biological process: carbohydrate metabolic process. NCBI's taxonomy places the organism in Eukaryota, Viridiplantae, Streptophyta, Magnoliopsida, Fabales, Fabaceae. Gene Ontology annotation, molecular function: hydrolase activity, hydrolyzing O-glycosyl compounds; carbohydrate binding.